UGGUGGCUCAAUUGCGCCUCGCACGUUGGCCAGGCAGCAGCUCCUUGCGGCUACUACCGACGACAUCGGCUGGAAACGGCAACCGAAAAACCGAGAAUAUCCUUCGUGGCCGGCUUGCGAAUUACGCGUAGUAAGCUGAACUGAAUUGAAUUGAACUGAAACACAACAGAACUCACAAAUUGCGGAGGCUUUGCCGGCUCGAUUGUGUUUGGUGUUUGUUUUUUGUGUUUUUGACAGUGUUUUCCUGCAGUUGUUGUCGUUGGGAAAGGAGGUCCUGUUCGAGUACAGUAUUCCCACCGGCGAACCGCGCGUUAUUUCCGCUUCCGUGUGAGUGCAAUUAGUGGGCGGCAUGGCGGCGCAUUGCCGCCGCUACCGCAGUCGCAGUCGCAGGCCCAAAUGCUCCAAGACAAUGUCACUGGCGGCUCUGAUUUUGGGUUUGAGUCUAGUGGUGGUAACCCUGGCAGCCGGAAAUGACGCCAUUUCCGCGCCGAAAGCGGUAAAGGAUCAGCCAUCGGAGAUGGAAGAUGAUGGCGCAGGGCGACCGGACAAGGAUUUUGACUUUACCGCCUAUGUGAAUGAUUUCAAUUUGCAAGAAGAGGCCUCCAUUCCGGAGGACAUAUUUGACCAGCACGACGGCGACAUUGUGGAUGAGGACGUCGAGUCGGCCCACAUUCAAUAUGCUCCAUCUGCCCCAACUGCCCCAUUUGCUGCAUCUGCCACCGCCGAGGAGGAGGACGAGGAGGACGUUGAUGUGGGGCUGUUGGAGGAGGACGACGAUGCAUCCGAGGCAGCUGAUAUUAUACUUGAAUCUCAAAGGCCCACUUCAAGGAAUUUCAGUGUUUACCUGGACGCUAAGAAAUACCAAAAUAGCAACAGCAAGAAGCAUUUCAAGGAGCAAAAGAAGAACAAUAUAAGCCACCAUCAAAACUACAAAUUGAAAAACAAUAAAGAGUACAAUCACCAUCGGCUAGCCAUGGAAGCUGCCGCCGGAAAAUCGGAAAUGGAAACGGUCCUUGGUGGCGGGACCAAGUUCACUUCCGGCGACGAGAAGCCACAGCAGGAGGAUCAGGAGCAAGUGGAGCAGGAGGAGCAGGAGGAAAGCGCCAACUUUGGCAGGCAAAGUUUUGCGUAUAAAAAAUUGAAGAGCAUGCACGAACAGCCAAGUCAACAGGACAAGAAACGGGGUGAUGAUGGCGACGAGGCGGAUUUACUGGAGGGCGACUAUCCGCCGUCCCAGCUGUUUGAUGCUAUUGAAAUAUUAAAUGAACGAAAAUUUAAUAAGCCAUCUGGCCAAUCAACGGACAAGUCCCGAUCCCAGCUGCAGAAGAAGCAGAAAGACCAAUCCUUGCAGGAGCAGCAGAAGUCCAGGCAGGUGGACGAGGCCAUUGGCGAUAUCGAUAUCGAUAGCGAGGACAAUUUGGAUAAUGAUGAAAUAUUGCCCAACAACAACGGCGAGGACGAAGACGCUGGCGACGACGACGAGGACGAGGACAUUAAGUCCCCCAUUGACAAUGAUGAAUUGGCCAGAAAGUACCCGGUAGCCACAUCAAUGACCACCAAGGUCCCAACCACUUUGGCUACAUCAAAAACCAGCAGCAGCAGCAUCAAUAGCAUCAGCAGCACCACCACUACCACCACCGCAACUGCAACAUCGACCACUGCAACAUCGCCAACGACAACAACAACACCUAGAGCCGCAGCAGCAACAAUUGGCCGCAAGUUGAAGAGGAAUUUCCUUGGUCUAGCACCGCCAGAAACCAGAUACUACGGCAGCUAUGAUAUCGGCAGGAUUCGUGCCCAGACCCAGGAGGAGGAUACCACCGAGGAGGAGAAGGAGAAGGACGAGGACGUGGGCGAGUUGCACUAUUAUGACACCAGCAGCGGUGGCAACGCCAGAAAGUUGGUCAGUUUUGAUCCGGAAAAAUCCGAGGAGAAUUACUUAGGCAGCUACUAUCCCGGCAAACUGAAUGCAACCGAGAAGAAACAGCAGCAACAUGUUGUUGCACGGCAGCAACAUGCAACACGUUACGUGGAUGACGACUACGCCGAACAACAACCGCCGGCGGAGAAGACAAAGUUGGAAAAUCCCUGGGAGAAAUCGGAUGGAAAGCCGGAGGAUGCGGAGCAGCUAGAGGAUGGCAAAUUGGAAUCUGAUUUGGAAUCUGCAUUGCAGCGAUAUCACGAGGCCACCACGGCCACGCCCCCUGUCACCGCCGACCCCUCGUCGGCAUUUGAACGCUUUAAGGCGCUGCGAAGGAGUCGCCAGCGCACUGGACACAAGAGUCACAAGAAGCGGUACAAGGACUAUCUGAAGAGGCAGCAACCGAACGCGGAGGCGACAUCGCCGCCGGAAACCGCUCCAGCGGCCACCAUCUCAACCAGGCACCUGCAAAAGUUGCAGAAGGAGCGGGAGAGAUCCACACACUCAGCACCGAUCUUUGCGCUCGGAUUGCGACCCCAGCGAACCCUGGUGGCCACCGGGAAACCCUUCUACGAGGGUCAGGUGAACUACUACGACAAUCAGCAGCAAACGGACGUGGAUCUGAAGCAUCACACGGAAAUGGAGCGUUUGAUUGCCCAUGACAAUGGCAACUGGUAUCGGCGCAUUAGUCCGGUUUUGCGUAAUGGUGUUAAAAGUGAUCCGCCGGCGAAGGAGCACCACCACCAUCACCAUCACAGUGGCCAACAUCUGGGCAACCACCACCACCACCACAGUCACAGCCACCAUCAUAGUUACAAUCACAAUGGGGCGCACAACCACCAUCAUCACAGUCACAGCCACCAGAAGCUAAGUCAUCCGAAAACACGUCCUCGUAAUCCCUAUCAGCGGAAGGUUUCUAUGGGAAUGGCUGACCCCAGUCCACCACCACCGCCCACUCCGCCGCUGCCACCGCCGAAACCGCAACUUGGACACCAAAUAACCGAACUGGAGCAUCUCGAGAGAUACUAUGCCAAGUGGCCACAUCUAGCCAGGGUGCAGUUUCAGGUCUACGAUGAGCACUACCGCGAAACGCAUCCCGAACUCUAUAGCGACUAUGAGGAUGACUACGAGAGUGCUGCGGAGCUGGAGGAGGCGCAGCAGGAGCGCGGUGAAGAGGCCAAUCUGCCACCCUAUAUCAAGAAGUAUAAUCGGCGGAACAAGCAGUUGCUCAAUCUCCUGGAGGGCACGCUACCCACACCCACUCUGAGUGCCGGUAAUCCUUUGGGCAGCACCGAAACAGUGCGACUGGAUGAUGAGUAUCUGAAGGAGAAGAGGCGACGUUACCACCAGCAUCAGCGUUUCGAGGACUUGUUUGCCCAGCAAAAGAGCAGGUAUAGUACCACACAAACGACGCCCAAGGAGGAGGUUACCGUGGCCCAGGAGCAGCAAUCAAAGGAGAACCCAGUGACUUCCACAACAUCGCCCAACAAUCAGUUGCCCGAGGAGGAUGCACCCGUUGUCUCUGGCGAGGAAAGCGAUCCUGCAGCCGAAACUCUGGACUUUUGGCAGCGGGAAAUGGCCAGUAAGGCGGGAAAGAUGCGAAGCAGUCAGCCCGGAGGUGCAGCCUCCACAACCACACCGAAACCAGCUCUCUUCAAGCUCCCAUCAUAUCCAGCCAUCGCCGGCAGCUUUCUGGGCACACCACGCAGUCGCAGCCGGAGUGCCCAGUUCGUGGCGAAUGUGGCUGGCAGGGGUCAAAGUAGUUGGCCACGUUUGGAGACGGGUAGUUCCACGGAAAAGCCCGCUGGCGGAGGAACCACCGAAGGCGGCGGAACCGCAACAACCGGAAGAGGGGCAGGUGGAGGUGGAGGAGGAGGAGGAGGAGGAAGAGGAGAUCCAUCCCCCCUGAACUCCUUUGUUUACCAUCGCGUGGUAGAUGGCAUUGGCGUGGGCGGAGCAAGUGGACCCGCCAUUUCCGGCUUCGUCGGCAGCAGUAGAGGCAAACAGUCGCGUCUGCCAUUCGUGGCCAUCACGGAUCGACGGCUGGAGAAAUCGCUGGCGGAGCGACACAAAGACUUUGAGCAGAAUCACUUUCCGAUGCCUUAAGCCGCGAAUUUGUGCAGCAAUGGAAAAGCUGGGAAAGCCGAAAAAGCUGGAAAAGCUGAAGAUUAAGAUGAAUGGUAAAGGAAAAAUUAACGAUGAGUUGGUAGCAACGAAUGGAAAGGGAAAUUAUCUGAAAAAAUAAAAUUAAAAAUAA
Messenger RNA from Drosophila erecta, 4178 nucleotides. RefSeq names its product LIM domain-containing protein A. Gene Ontology annotation, biological process: chromatin remodeling. Gene Ontology annotation, cellular component: cytoplasm; nucleoplasm; nucleolus. Gene Ontology annotation, molecular function: chromatin binding; histone binding; RNA binding. The coding region runs from base 350 to 4027 and encodes 1225 amino acids. The transcript has 4 exons. The record is from RefSeq and is a predicted model, not a curated record. Lineage: Eukaryota; Metazoa; Arthropoda; Insecta; Diptera; Drosophilidae.